CCAUACCAAAACAUGAUUUUCAUCUUCACUUUCACCCCUCUCUUCCAUGAUUACAUGUAGGUGUCACAUGAGGCCUUUUCAUCACUAAUUAGAUGAUGAGGCAUUAAGCUAACUUAAAAGAGUCAUAGUUAUCCCUACCUGCACUUGGUUGAAUUUCUUCACUUUGACAUUGAGUAAUUUUCCUAGUCAGUACAAGAAAAUUGUGGUCAUGGCCAUCUUGCUGUAUAUGGUUGCUGCAUGUGGUAACAGUGUUGAAUUUUUCAGCCCAAAUUUUACAGGGCAUCAAAAACUCAACACACUAACAAAUGGCUUGAUUUAUACCAUCAAUGGCACUGGUGUUGUCUUCCUUUGUCAAGUACUUUUUACCAAAAAAGACAUAAUAUAAUACACAUACAAGCUAGGGCUUCAUUGUCCCAGAAUAUCUAAAAACAAAUAUUUUGUGUGUAUAUUGAAAAAUAUAAUUUGUGAACCUCCUAGACAUUCUUUUAAACUCCAUUUCAACCCUGACUAUGAAGAAAACUUUCAAGAGUUAUUUUUUUUAUAUAAAGCUUUUGAGAAUACAUCCUGCCAGAAAUUCCAGUGGAUUUCACAGGGAUGUACUGUAGAGUGGCAGAGGGGAGGGUGGGGCACAGGAAAAAAGUAGGUAGGACAUUAAAACUGUGAAAAUGGGAUAAAAGUAAUGGAAAGAAAGUAGCUACUGAGGGAGUUGAAUAAAACAAGUCUGAUCUGUAUCUGCGUCGUCAGUCAUUUCAGUCAGCAGUCGAUUCUGAAGUACUAAUUAUGAUUGGUUAGCUGAGGGAAAAAUGGCGGAAAUUCCAAAAUGGCGGAUUACGGGCAAAUGUCGCAUUGAAAAAACAAACAGGCAAAAUAUAAUACCAACGGACGUUGAAAGUCAACUUUAUCACUGAUUUAUAACAACUUAAUAAUGUCAGGGGAUAAAAUGAGUAGAAGAGUCAUUUCUCCAACGUUGCAUUCAAGUUCUUCGCCACAACACACCUUUGAAGUCAUGCAACGACGGUUGCAAAUGGCCGAAGAAGAAACAAAAAAAUUGGUCGACCAACUUGCUGAAUAUGGCUUUAGCAGAGAUCGCGCCGAGAAUCUAGAAGGAAGCAAAAGCGGACGGAUAGAACCGGUUCAACCAUUCAAAGCUAGCGGAUCGAUUUCGCCUGAAAUAGAGAUUUUGCAGCGAAAUUAUGAACAAAUGGUCUCGCGAGUUUGCCGGGCUGAAAGCACCAUCCAGUCACUAAAACUCGCGAUGUGCAGUCUGGAAGCCGAGAAAAAUCUUGCUACGAUUGAUAAGGAGCCAGAAAUAGUGACUUUACCCAAAGAAACGUACGAAGCCGAGAUUAAAAAGCUUAAAAAGGACGUGCAGAGGUAUAAAAAAGAGCUGCAAACUUGCGAGGAAGGUCGGAAGGAAGCCCAGGACAUGGUAAAGCGACUUGCUUCGGAAGUGGACAAAUCUUCUCAAAAUGGUGAACAGAAUAGACUGAAAAUAGAAGAGAUUAAACUGGCUAAGCAAAAAUUAAUCAAGAAAAACAAUGAACUGAAGGAGGAAUUGACCAGAGAAAAAGAACUCCGAUCAAGUCUUGAAGAAUCACACCUCUCACUUCUUCAAAGAGUAUCUGACAUGGAGAAGAUUGUUGAAUCAGGACGGGGUGAUGUACAGACACUGGCACAAGACUGUCAAACCCUACGGCGAGAGGCAGUGUUAGCUAGGGAGGAAUGUGAAAAGGCAAACAGACUUAAGGGUCAAUUAGAAGCAAUUGUUACACAACUCCAGGAAGAUGCAGUGAACUCCGAUUCUCAAUUAGCUACACUAACAGUGGAAAGAAAGCUUGCACAUGAGAAAGUUCUUGCAGAACACUACAAAACCAGUGAUACCUUAAAGACGACAACUGCUGACAACAGAGUGUUGAUUUCGCAGCAUAAGAAUGCUCUGCAACGAGAACGAGAGCAAUGGAAUAACCACAUGGCUGAACAGGAGAGAGAGCUGGAAAAGUACAGGAAUGAGAUGGCGCUGGAGGUGGCAAGGGAAAAGGACAAACAACAAUAUCUAGAAAAUGAAAAAUCUGUUUUAAGAGAAGACAUAAACAAGCUUCACAAGCAGUUACUGGAUGAAAAAGGCAAAACUGAGAAACUGAGACAGGAAUUUGACCGAGAAGUUUUCAAUCUUCAAGCCAAGAUAGAUGAGAUGACAAGAGAGAGGGAACAUUUGUCCAAGGAAAAUGAUCACAUUAUGAAUGAGGUGAACCAGGCUGUGAGUGAUUUUUCAAAUGAAAGGGAUAAAGUUGUUGGACAGCUGAGAGAAGCAGAGGGAGAGAUCAAAGGUCUUGAAGAAUCAAAGAAGUUGCUUGAAGAAGAAAACCAAAAACUGUUAGAAAGAAUUUGUGCACUGGAGGACAAACAGGUUAGUCAAAGCCAAAUUGAAGAAUCAAUGAAGGGCAUGAUGGAAUCAAAGAACAGACUUGCUUUUGAGAAAGGAAGCUUACAGUCCAAGGUUGAACAUCUUCAACAAGAGCUGAAUUCAUUAGGGCCAAUAAAGAUGGAAGCUGAGCAACUUAGAAAGAUCAACAACAACUUACAAAAUCAACAAAGCAAGAAUUUGGUUGAACUGCAAUCAUGUAAGACCUCGAUCAAGAAGCUGGAAUCACAAAUCAGAGAGGUAAACAAUUAUUUAAUCGAAAAUGAUCUGUGAUUGUUGCGUUUUAAAGCUCCUU
Messenger RNA from Orbicella faveolata, 2717 nucleotides. RefSeq names its product coiled-coil domain-containing protein 150-like. Lineage: Eukaryota; Metazoa; Cnidaria; Anthozoa; Scleractinia; Merulinidae. The record is from RefSeq and is a predicted model, not a curated record.